This is a messenger RNA of Passer montanus (Eurasian tree sparrow), 1108 nucleotides long. Its product is annotated as neutrophil cytosol factor 2-like. Gene Ontology annotation, molecular function: superoxide-generating NADPH oxidase activator activity. Bases 257 to 535 code for a protein of 92 amino acids. NCBI's taxonomy places the organism in Eukaryota, Metazoa, Chordata, Aves, Passeriformes, Passeridae. Gene Ontology annotation, biological process: superoxide anion generation. The transcript is spliced from 5 exons. The record is from RefSeq and is a predicted model, not a curated record.
UGUGCUUUAGUGCUUGUCCCUGUUUCCUGGCUGAGCUCAGGAGGAUGUGUUGGGUGUCCCUUGGUCUUGGCCCUGAGUCCCUUCCCUGUGCCCACUCCAGGUGCUGUACAGCACUGCAGCAGUGCAGUGCCACCUGCAGCAGUGGCAGGAGGCCAGAGUCACCCUGGAGAAGGCUGUUGUGUGGAGACCUGAAAGAAGAACAGCAAUCCUGGAGCUGGCCCUGGAGCGGGUGCAGGACCACCUGUUUUUAGAGCCCAUGCUGGUUCCUCUUGGCGAACUUUUCAGACCACGAAAGAAGGAAGUUGAGCAGCUGGAUUCAAAAGAUUUCCUGGGUAAACCCAAGGUCAUCUCAUCCAUCAUUCCCAAUGAUGAGUACAUUGGCUUCGAGCCUCUCAGGCCUCAGAAACAGGGCUUUUAUGAACCCAGUGCCGAUGCUCUGCGGGGUGAAGUGAAUGACAAACAUACAAAGGCUGCAAAGGAUGCUGCAGGUCCCUGGCGUCUCUGCAAGAGCCUCUGGGCAGUUUGCAGGACUUGAUUCAAUGGUCCUGGGAGACUGGCAUGGAUCAUGGCAUGCCUGGGGAAUGGAAGCAGACAGAGGUUGUGGGACCUGCCUAGGUCUGUGGCAGAGGGUGCUCAGCUUUCCCAUCUUAAUUCCAAGGACAAUUCCAAAUACUCACUACCAACCCUAGUGUCCUGAGCCAAAAUUAUGUUCAAACCCCAAGAAAGUAAUUUGUUUUGAUCAUAUCACAUCAGCAGUACUUCAGGGCUGUGUUGAAUAACUAUUUUGAUCUUGACAUUGAACAUAAGUACAAUGCAAAUACAGCUGCAUUUGGCAAAUCAGUGUUUCCCUAGCCCCUUUUGUUCCCAGUUGGAGCGAAGAGCAGCAAUGGAAAUCCCGAUUUCCCAAGACCCUCACCCUGCAGCCCGUGCCAGCUGGGGCCGGUGCAGUGUGCUGGCUCAGGGCCAUCAGCACCGCACCCCAGGCCACUGCAGCGCUCUCCUCUCCCCGCAGGGAUGCCGAGUCCGGCUACCACCGAGUGCUGUCCCGGUACCGCCCCGAGGAACCGUCGGGGCCCGAGGUGGCAGCCGGGAGCCUGGUGUUUGUGCU